Molecule: messenger RNA, 270 nt
Organism: Fomitiporia mediterranea MF3/22
Lineage: Eukaryota; Fungi; Basidiomycota; Agaricomycetes; Hymenochaetales; Hymenochaetaceae
Exons: 2
Coding region: 1-270 (89 amino acids)
Source: RefSeq, a predicted model, not a curated record
AUGUUGUCGACGUCGGUCGAGCAGUACUCGUGCAGCUUCACAUGGUGGCCGGCCCGUUCCUCUGCAGCGGCGUCGUCAUCAUUGGCGUCAUCGGCCAUCGGCAUCGGGAGUUGCCCCCGGGGCGGUCAGGGCGCGUCAGACGAAGAAGGGAAUCGACAUGCCGCCGUUGACAUCGAGCAGGAAGAUAGUGUUCCAAAAAUAGAGCAGGCAGAUGAUCACUGCUACGUCCACAGAACACAACAUUCCCAGCUCAUAUGCCUUCUUGAAUAG